CAGUCGACUUGUCGCCGUCCUCCUUUCCUCGAAUCCCACGUCCGUCCCACAUGCCCGCCCGCCCGCCCGCCGCUCCGAUUAUUCUACUCCAUCGAUCCUUCCCACCGAGAAGCAGCACAAGCUUCAGCGACCAUACCUCGCCAGAGUCCCCACCCACCGCCGCCAGCGACGGUCUCCUCCGCCACCCCCCGCUCCCCGCCCGGCGGCGGAUCUGCGCGCCGCGCGUGGCGGCCAUGGGGGAGCAGCAGCCGCUGCCCGAGGUAGAACAAUGUGUCACGUCCAUACCAGAAGAUCAUGAGGCCACAUGUUGGGGCUGUGGUCUCCGGCUUGUUUUUACAAGUUAUGCACCUGUAUACAAGUGUGGCUGGUGUGGAGCAGUCACACAAUGCGACCAAACUUCAAGAAAACCUGACAGUGUAUGCUUUUCUCGCUGGAGGCGUUUCCGGGAUGGGUUCUUUGUGACUGUGCUCAUGCUCUUCAUGCUCUUUGUUAUAUGCGGCGGGGUCUGGGCGGUAUAUCCAGUUGUUUUCUCAAUCAGCAUGUUCUGUGGCAUCUUUCACUGCACAGUAGCAGCUGUCUUAUCUGUAUUUACAAUUGCAAGUUACUGUUUGGCCUCUCUGAAGUCUGCCGGUGCGCCAGCAAACAUACGGUGGGGAAGCUAUCCAAUGGUCGAAAAGAAUGAUCUUGAGAACUAUACAUUUUGUACAUACUGUAGUAAACCUAAGCCUCCAAGAGCACAUCACUGCCGAUCCUGUAAAAUGUGUGUGGUGGACAUGGAUCAUCAUUGCCCAUUUAUUGGAAACUGUGUGGGAGCUUCAAAUCACCGAGCUUUUGUCAUUUUUCUUAUAUCUGUGGUCACGAGUUGCAGUUAUGCUGCUAUUAUGACCAUUUAUGCAAGUUAUCAUAUAUGGCCCCCUCUAGAUUUUCCAAAUCUAUCAUCAUAUGGUCACUCAAAGGGUUCUAUGAAAUUACUGAUGGAGAUUAUUACUACCUUGGCAAGUUCCGCAUUCUUCUUGUCAGCGAGGGGUAUAAUUCUGUUAUAUCUUGCAUUUGCCAGUCUGUCAGUUAAUGCUGGUAUAGCUGUGUUACUGUGUCAGCAACUUAGUUAUAUAUAUGAAGGAAAUACAUAUAUUACUCGUCUAAGUUCAUCAAAUGUCACACAAGGGGAGAGAGGAUUGCAAAAUCUUGUUCGAUUCUUCGGCUGUCCAUAUCCUUUUUCGAGAGUGUUGUUGGGCUACUUGAACAAGUCGCAGGACAACUCAGGCUCAAAACUUCUGUAGAGGUUUCAAUGCUCCGAUGUAUAAUCCUACAACCGAGGAAAUAUUUAUGGUUCUGCAAUGCUGCUGCCAAUAGAACAAUAGACACACCUCUACAUCUGACUACCGAUAUCCAAUUAGUUUAUAUAACUGAAGCCAGUGAUGAAAAUAACAUCAAUGUGCCUGAUAAUUCAUAGAAAUCUGGAGGAGGGCCUUGUUAGGAAAAUAACAUCAAUAUCCAAUUACUAAAAUAAUUUUCCUAUUUAGCAUGAAUGUCCAAGUCGUCACAUUGAUUUAAGGAAUUUCAUCAGAUGCUAAAAUACAAUGUGGUCCUACUCCUACCUAUUGUUUCCCGCAGAUGAUAAAGAGGUUUUGGUGUUCAGGCAAUAAAUUGCAAUAUCUGAAUUUCUGGGCGUCACCAGUCUUUGUUCCGAGGCAGGGAUCACAUCUUUCAUGCCUCUGUGCUCCAAUAGAAGUCAUGGUGAAGAUUAAUUCCGGCAGUCUGAAUGAUGCUAUGGGGUCUAGAAAUGCUUGGACCACAUCUCUUAGUUGGCAGUAUACUGACAUGUAUAGAAAGCGAAAUUCAACAUGUUUUUGUACCAUCUAGACUGAACGGAUAGUCGGUAAUCCUAUAGAUGUCUGAUACAUCGUUUAGCUGCCCGCAAAUCUGUCAAAUGUAAAUAUGGCGUUUUUGCCCGGUGUAACAAUGUAACAUGCAAAAUGCUACUACCUCUGUCCA
Molecule: messenger RNA, 1995 nt
Organism: Lolium perenne
Lineage: Eukaryota; Viridiplantae; Streptophyta; Magnoliopsida; Poales; Poaceae
Product: protein S-acyltransferase 11
Molecular function (GO): palmitoyltransferase activity
Source: RefSeq, a predicted model, not a curated record